AUUAGCUCUUCCUCCAACAAGAGCGGAAACACCUCUUACUACGUUUGGUUCGCUUUUUGUAACUUGAUAAAUUCUGCAAAGGAAUAUGUUCUUCUUAAUGCAGAUAUAGCAGUCGGACAUUCAUUCGUUUGUGUACUUUUUGCGAGAGAAUAUCACGCGGAGAGGGAGUCAAAUAAGUAGACUGGACACAGUCAGGUAUAGUCAGGAUACCUGAUGAAAGUAGUGAUCAAAAUGUCUUCUAAAGAGGAGACACUCCCCCCUUCCUCUUCCUCCGCCUCGUCCUCCUCACCUCCUCCAGCCUCCUACUUCAUCGGAAAGAAGGAGGACAUUGUCCAGGCGAGGCGUGUGACUAAGAUUCUCAAUGGAGGCAGAGAUAUACUGGUUCUGUUCCACCAGGAGCAGCUUUACGCUAUGGAUCGACGCUGCUACCAUUCAGGUGGUACAUUACAGCACGGAGACAUUGAGGAGUUUAAUGGGCGGCUGUGUAUUGUGUGUCCGUGGCACAAGUACAAGAUCACACUAGCAGAAGGGGAAGGGCUUUACCAAGCUGUGGAUGAUCCUACUGCCAAACCUUUGAGAACUCAUUGGCGCUCCAAAGGGGUCAAACAGAGGAUUCACAAAGUCACUGAGGUCAACGGAAAUGUAUACGUAACUCUGAACAACUCCAGUGAGGCCAUUGAGUCCGAUGUGUACCAGGACCGAGAGACAUACGACUGACUGAGACAAGGCCCAGCCAAAAACCCAUGGCCAAGAAAUAAAACAGACACUCUAGGACUUUUUUGAGGUGAUUGAUUACUUUACAAGUACUGAAGUGCUUGCAAGACCAAGUGAGAGGUUUUGUUAUAUUUCAUUACAAAGCCUAUCAACUGUCUUCAGAAUCUGAUUUUCACAAUAAUAAUUGUCAAAAAUCUGUUACUAAGUGUGCAAGCCAAUAAGCCUGUAAGAUUUAUAUGAGCCAAUCUAGGGUAGAGAUGAAUAUCAGCAAAUAGUCCUGCAAACCACAAUUGCUUAUUUGAUGAAAAAUGUACUUUCUUGUUACUUGUUCUUCUGAGUUUGUAUCUCUAUGUGGAAAUGCACUUAUUGUACGUUGCUUUGGAUAAAAGCGUCAGCUAAAUGACAUGUAAUGUAAUCGCAGGAUGUGUGUCAUUUCAGGGCGGAUAUUUGUGCCUCAGUUGGAGAUGGACUUGGAGUUUUGUGGUGCUUAUUGUGCUCAGAAUUUACUAAAGAAAUUCAACUUAUUUGAAAAUGUGAUUUCAAAUUGACAGUGAACAUGGACUGUUGUAUGAAUCUAAUUUUAAUUUAUACAAUUUAACUAUUUUCAAUAGAAAACAUUAUUUCAUUACAUAUGAAGCCAAGUUCUUUUGAACUCAAUCCAAUUACUUUGCUGAUUUUUCAAGCACAACAUUAGAUGAGCUUCUAAAUGCUCUGGUAGGUAUUAAACAUGGUGGUCAGAAGGAGCUCCACCUCGAUCAACUACAACGUUAAAUUGCUCCUUUCCCACCAAUGUUUGGGAACUUCAAUCCAAUGAUGAGAGCUACAAUCAC
Messenger RNA from Pungitius pungitius (ninespine stickleback), 1544 nucleotides. Its product is annotated as Rieske domain-containing protein. Bases 214 to 717 code for a protein of 167 amino acids. Gene Ontology annotation, molecular function: 2 iron, 2 sulfur cluster binding. The transcript is spliced from 4 exons. The record is from RefSeq and is a predicted model, not a curated record. NCBI's taxonomy places the organism in Eukaryota, Metazoa, Chordata, Actinopteri, Perciformes, Gasterosteidae.